ACAUUCAACCUAGUUUUCGUUCAGUGUAUAUCAUUGUCCAUAAAUAAUGACCUCUAUUUCGCGUGCUACUAGCGUAUUUAGGAAGAAUCUCUUCCAAGGAAAAACUGCAAUUGUUACUGGGGGUGGAACUGGAAUUGGCAAGGGAAUUACCCAAGAACUAUUGUAUUUAGGAUGCAAAGUUAUGAUAGCUUCCCGGAAGAUUGAUAAAUUAAAAAGUGCAGCUGAUGAAAUAAAGAGAUCUUUCGAUUUCGAAUCCGAGAACUUACAAUUUGUAGAAUGUAAUAUAAGAAAGGAAGAUCAAGUUAAGAACAUGAUGCAAACAACAAUAGAACGUUUUGGAAAGAUCGACUUUCUGGUUAAUAAUAGCGGAGGACAAUUUUACAGUCCAGCGUCUAAUAUUAACUCCAAAGGUUUUAAUGCCGUCAUAGAGACAAAUCUAGUUGGAACGUUCUAUUGCUGCAAGGCUGCGUAUGAUUUGUACAUGAAAGAGAAUGGAGGGUGUAUUGUCAACAUAAUUGCCAACAUGUUUAACGGCUGGCCUGGAAUGAGUCAUUCUGGAGCAGCAAGAGCAGGUGUUGAUAAUUUGACCAAAAGUUUAGCUGUUGAAUGGGCACCAAACGGAAUUCGAAUAAAUUCUGUAGCUCCGGGAAGUUCAAUAUUUUCGGAUACUGCUGCUGCUAAUUAUGGUAGUUCGGAAAUAUUUGAUAACCAAAUACCAAGAAUUCCCGCUAAGCGUUUGGGAACAGUUGAAGAAGUGUCUGGUGUUGUAUGUUACCUAUUAUCACCGGCAGCAUCUUUUAUAACGGGUGAAACUGUUAGAAUAGACGGUGGCCAAAGUUUAUAUUCAACAAGUAUUCUUUGGGAAGUACCCGGUUAGUCUUUUAUUAGUAUAAUUUUGUAUCUUUUCCCUUCUUCCGUUCUUAUUAUAUUCAAUGUGUUGUGUUCUCCAAAACAGAACAUUCCAAAAUACCAGAGUU
This is a messenger RNA of Dimorphilus gyrociliatus, 977 nucleotides long. The record is from the annotation of a GenBank genome assembly. NCBI's taxonomy places the organism in Eukaryota, Metazoa, Annelida, Polychaeta, Dinophilidae.